UUUAAGACGCAGCAGCGGGUCAGCAAGUAGUGUAGCUAGUGUUUCUCUAAUUGAACUUCGCCCAAUCAACAAUAACUCGUUAGCGGUUGCUUGCUUUUUCUUGUUCCUUGAGACAGCUUAUUCCUUGCAGGGAAUCGCCCCCAGCCAGUACAGUUAUACUUUCUAAAGAUCUCCAUGGAACUUCGCAGAGGAACUGUCUCUCUCUGCAAGGAAAUACGAUUUGGUUGCCUGUGAAACUGCAACCUACGCCCGAACCAUGGUUAUUUUGGAGAAACAUUUUUAGAAAGGUGUAGUUGCAUAAUUCGACUGAAAGUGCUAAAAAGUGGGCUGCGAAGAAGACGACAAUUGAAGGAAACACUUGUGGACGUUUGAACGACCAUUUGAAUGAAAUAAUCAGUCUUUGUCAGCAGUAAUUCCUUGGGACUGCAAUGACCUCCAGUAAAGACAUGAAGGCAGGCUCGGUGUUGCAGUCCAGCGGUGAGGAGAGGAGACGGGGUCCCUUGGACCAGCUUCCACCCCCGGCCAACUCAAACAAGCCUCUGACGCCGUUCAGCAUUGAGGAUAUCCUAAGCAAACCCUCUGUGAAGAAGUCAGUUGCAAAUCUCUGUCCGCCGAGAGUUAUUGAAAAAGUGUCCGGCUCAAAUGCAGCAAGGAACGGUAUUAGCACUCCCUCUUCGCCGUUAUGCGCUCUGGAGGAACUAGCCAGCAAAACAUUUAAAGGUCUGGAAGUCAGCGUUAUACAAGCAGCUGAAGGCCGUGAGCAUGUAAACGCCUUUGGACAGAGGCAAACCUCAAAAAAGAGGAGAAAGUCCCGGACAGCUUUCACCAACCAUCAGAUAUAUGAACUUGAGAAGCGCUUUUUGUACCAGAAAUACCUGUCUCCGGCCGAUCGAGACCAGAUAGCUCAGCAAUUGGGGCUAACCAACGCUCAGGUCAUCACCUGGUUUCAGAACAGACGGGCCAAGCUCAAGAGAGACUUGGAAGAGAUGAAAGCAGACGUGGAGUCGCUCAAAAAAGUCCCACCACAAACCCUGCAAAAGCUAGUCAACAUGGAAGACAUUGACGACCUGCAAGGAAGCUCUGGAGCAAUAUCCCCUAGCAUCUCCCCGUCGUCACAGGGACACGGAGCAUUUCCUCAGUCCCCCUCCUCAUCCAGAGACCAAACCACGGACGAAUUCUCAGAGGAGGACGAAGAGAUUGAGGUGGACGAUUGACAGUAGGCCCAUGUUUUAAGAAAGCGCAAUUUUCAAAACGUUUGCACGGAUAUUGACGUUGAUAGCAGUUAAACUUAAAAGGAACGUUUUCUUUCUCCUCUUCUCCAUUUUAAUUACAUUAAUGGGACUGUAAAGCCUUCUAGAUGUCCCCGUUUCAAUUUCACCCAUUUAUUUGAGGAAUACAUAUUUAUUUCAAUAAGUAAAGAAACAUACUUAGUGUUAAAGUACACGAUCAAGACUGCAAAGUGUGUGUUUUUCUUCUCUAUGUAUCUUUUUUUUGGGGGGGGGGGUGCAAUUUUUUUUAACUAUUCAUCCGUUUUCAGCUGCUAAAGGACAUUAAAUAUUUUCAACUCGAAUGUCCCCAAGUUCAGAUCCAAUUGUAACUUUUAAAAUGCCCAUGUAAGUGGAGCGUAGGAUCAAUCUUGAUGUACAUUUUAUUCAAAAAAAACAGUGUUUCCAAGCAAUAGGAGUCAUGUAAAAAUUCAUUAUCAAUAUCCAGUGAAACAUAUGCCAAAACUUUUACACGCUAUACGUUCUGUAUACAAAUUAAAUAACGAAUGCCUAAUUUUAUUGUACCAUUCUAUUUAAUCAAUAAUAUGUAAAUAAAGGGUAUGAUAUUUCAUGAUAUUAUAUGCAAU
This is a messenger RNA of Oncorhynchus mykiss (rainbow trout), 1852 nucleotides long. It is a transcript of the gene lbx2, whose product is annotated as ladybird homeobox 2. Gene Ontology annotation, biological process: regulation of transcription by RNA polymerase II. Gene Ontology annotation, cellular component: nucleus. The record is from RefSeq and is a predicted model, not a curated record. Lineage: Eukaryota; Metazoa; Chordata; Actinopteri; Salmoniformes; Salmonidae. Gene Ontology annotation, molecular function: sequence-specific double-stranded DNA binding; DNA-binding transcription factor activity, RNA polymerase II-specific.